Molecule: messenger RNA, 1145 nt
Organism: Mycena citricolor
Lineage: Eukaryota; Fungi; Basidiomycota; Agaricomycetes; Agaricales; Mycenaceae
Source: the annotation of a GenBank genome assembly
CCGAGGUCCCCAACUUAACUGCUACAUCGCUUUGCAAUCGCUUUGUCCGCCUGAUCUACAGCUCUCAUGAUCACGAUUAUGCAUCCAAUUCCUCGCCAGCCCAUAAUAGUCUCUCACGUUUCUCGUAGCAAUCUAAAUAACGAACGAUGCACGAUGCGUGGGUGCGACGUGAAAGAAAAGGCUCGACAGUACGGUGAUCGCGGAGAAUGACUGGUUUGGGACGCAUUUCUGUCCCGUCUGCCUCGGUCGAAAAGGCUGUUGGACUGAAUGCGCUGACACAACUGCCAAGAUGGCCACUCCCUCGGUGUUGCACGGGCUGCCCGAGUGGCGUCGAACAUGCCGGACCGCGAAAUUGCGCGUAUAAAAGAGAGCCUCGUACCCCAGAGACAAUCCAACGACUACACCCAGUCGCUCUGGGUUCUUCCACCACUCAAUCUCACCCAGGAUCUGCAAUGCGCUUCACCGCCACCUCCUUCGCUGCUUUGGCCGCUGCGCUCGUCGCCGGCGUCUCGGCGUCUCCCGUCGCGGAGAAGGACUGGAAAUACACUCUCGGGUGGAACGGCACCAUCCUCGACCCGCUGGCCAUCGGCAUCCCCCAGGACGGCACCAGCGCGCGCUCCCUCGAGGCCCGCACCCCCGGCGGCGUGUUCAUCUGCACCAACAUCAACUUCAGCGGCACCUGCGGCUACGCGGUGCAGCCUCUCGGCGUGUGCAUCACGCUCACCUCGCCGUGGUACCGCACCAUCUCGAGCUUCGGCCCGGACCCCGGCGCCACCUGCUUUGCGUACAGCCAGAACAGCUGCGCCGAGGCGCAGUGGGAGUUCACGUACCCCGGUGAUGGGACUGGAGGUCUGGGAACCAACGACCCCUGGAACGACCAGAUCACCAACUUUAUGUGCGAGUGAGGGAUUUUGAUGCCAAUGCUCUCGUAAACAAGUUUUGUAAACCAGUCGUCUGUAACCAGGUCAAAUGUGAAAGAAAACCUAUUCGGUCGUUUCCGAGGGCAUUUUGGAAUUGGCUAGCAUAGAAGAAAGAAAUUUGUGUACAAUUUCACUGAUAAAUGUGCCUCAAACCGUGCGAAUGAAUCACGUGUCAGAUGAGUACUCUGCGUCCGUCCCAUCACAUCAGUGACUCCCAAUUCCCGG